AUGGGAGACGUUGAUCACUUGGAUUCUUCUAAUUACACGGUUAUUAACGAUGGAAGUCUAAUUACACAGAGAUAUAACGGUGAGAAACCUUUUUGUGGCGAAAUAUUUACCGAAAAAAUAAAUAUUGAUGAAUAUCGUUGCGAUGUUUGUGGUAAAACAUUCGCAUCAGAUGAGGAAUUGUUCGCACACACAGGUUUACACAAAGCAGGGAAUAUAUAUCACUGUGAUAUUUGCGGGAAACCUUUUAUCUCUGAAAGCAAUUUAGGGAGACACAAACGUAGACACACGGGAGAAAAAUCGUUCCAUUGCAAAAUCUGCGGCAAAUCUUUCUUCCAGAAUUCCAACCUUGUUAUCCACGUACGUAGCCAUACAGGAGAGAAACCGUUUCACUGUGAAAUAUGCGAUAAGUCGUUUGUUGCUAAUGGUAACUUAACAGCACACAGGUUAAUUCACACGGGAGAAAAGCCUUACCAUUGCGAGGUGUGUGGUAAAUCUUUCAGUAAUAAUUCGAAUCUUAUUACCCACAUUCGUAGCCACACCGGGGAAAAGCCUUACCACUGUAAAACGUGUGGGAAAUUCUUUGUGUCUAACAGUGUCUUAACAAAGCAUAGACGAAUCCAUACAGGAGAAAAACCCUAUCGUUGCGAAGCUUGUGGAAAGUCAUUUAUCAAAAACGAUGAUUUAAGUAGACACAAAUUGAUCCACACGGGAGUGAAACGGUUUCGUUGCGAAAUCUGCGGUAAAUCUUUCACUCAGAAUUCUAGUCUUGUUAUCCAUAUACGGAGGCACACUGGCGAACGACCCUAUCGCUGUGAGAUGUGUGAGAAAUCGUUCGUCACUGGCGAUUAUUUGAACAGACACAAACGUAUACAUAGCAGAAGAAGUCUUUCGAUUGUGAAACGUGAGAAAUUCUCUUGCAACCUAAAGUUACAGUCCCCCACACAACACACAUAA
Messenger RNA from Octopus sinensis (East Asian common octopus), 954 nucleotides. RefSeq names its product zinc finger protein 525-like. Bases 1 to 954 code for a protein of 317 amino acids. The record is from RefSeq and is a predicted model, not a curated record. Gene Ontology annotation, biological process: regulation of transcription by RNA polymerase II. Gene Ontology annotation, cellular component: nucleus. Gene Ontology annotation, molecular function: DNA-binding transcription factor activity, RNA polymerase II-specific; RNA polymerase II cis-regulatory region sequence-specific DNA binding. The transcript has a single exon. Lineage: Eukaryota; Metazoa; Mollusca; Cephalopoda; Octopoda; Octopodidae.